UUCUCGCCGUUCUCUCCGCAGCCGAUACCGCCCGCGCUCGCUCCCGCCCCCGGCACGACACCCGCUUCUGGGAACGGAGCGGCGGGGGCGUCUGCCCGCGGCGAGCGGGGGGUGGCAGCGCCCCGUGGGGCUGGGGAGGACCGGCGGGAACGGAGUCACCUCUCGUUUCCUCACCGCCGGUCUCGGGAGGCGGCGGCGGCCAGGGGAAGCGAGCCCGGGGGGGCCUCGGCUGCGGGCCCCGGCAGCGGGGCGGCCCCGCCCCGAGGCAGGACGAUGCCGGUAAAGAAGAAGAGGAAGUCCUCGGGGGCGGCGGCGGCGGACGACACCGGCCUCAAGAAAUGUAAACUCGGCAGAUCGCAAGCAUCUGGUAAAGUAAUAAGUGGAGAGGAACAUUUUUCAAGCAAAAAGUGCCUGGCUUGGUUUUAUGAAUAUGCAGGUCCUGAUGAAGUUGUAGGCCCUGAAGGAAUGGAAAAAUUCUGUGAAGACAUCGGUGUUGAACCUGAAAAUAUUAUUAUGUUAGUUUUAGCCUGGAAACUAGAGGCUGAAAGCAUGGGAUUUUUUACCAAGGAAGAAUGGUUAAAAGGAAUGACCUCAUUACAGUGUGACUGUACAGAAAAAUUACAGAGUAAAUUUGACUUCUUACGGUCACAGUUGAAUGACAUUUCAUCCUUUAAGAAUAUCUACAGAUACGCCUUUGAUUUUGCAAGGGAAAAAGACCAGAGAAGUCUUGAUAUUGAUACUGCGAAGUCCAUGUUAGCUCUUCUGCUCGGAAGAACUUGGCCACUGUUUUCAGUAUUUUAUCAAUACCUGGAGCAAUCGAAGUAUAGAGUUAUGAAUAAGGAUCAGUGGUACAAUGUACUAGAGUUCAGCAGGACUGUCCAUGCAGAUCUUAGCAACUAUGAUGAAGAUGGUGCAUGGCCCGUACUUCUGGAUGAAUUUGUUGAAUGGCAGAAAGUUCGUCAAGCGUCAUAGCAAGAAUUCAAAAGAAAAUGCAAAAGUUUUUUUUUGGUGCCCGCCUGUACACAAAGUAAUGAGAAAAACAAAGGAUUGCAUUUUCAUUCAUAAGAAAGACUUUACAGUAAUUUUUUUUUCCUUUUUUAAGGAGACUUUCUUGUUACAUGUGAUAUGGGCAUUGAACCACACCUCUUCUGAGACUGAAAGUUGGAUUUCUUGUUUUGAGUCUUAUGUUUAUAGCAUUUAUUUCAGAACAAUAAAGAUUCAGAUUUGUGACAAAGGCCUAAAA
This is a messenger RNA of Motacilla alba alba, 1243 nucleotides long. RefSeq names its product defective in cullin neddylation 1 domain containing 5 (gene DCUN1D5). Gene Ontology annotation, cellular component: ubiquitin ligase complex. The coding region runs from base 274 to 972 and encodes 232 amino acids. The record is from RefSeq and is a predicted model, not a curated record. Gene Ontology annotation, biological process: positive regulation of ubiquitin-protein transferase activity; protein neddylation. The transcript has 8 exons. Lineage: Eukaryota; Metazoa; Chordata; Aves; Passeriformes; Motacillidae. Gene Ontology annotation, molecular function: ubiquitin-like protein binding; ubiquitin conjugating enzyme binding; cullin family protein binding.